GAAUCAGCUGGCGAUUAGAUUCAACAAUUGAGUACGUAAUUAACGGUCUUGAUUCUCCCAUCGUUUUCGCCCAUUCAUACCUCUCCACAAACUCCUUCCACAGAAAUGACGAACAUUCAGAGAGAGACAUAGAUCUUUCUCUCUCUUACUUCCUCAUUUUCUCUUUCUAACCUACUAAUCUUGGAUUCAUUCUUCAUCUGCUUCACAAUUUAGGUUUGAUUUUUCGUCAUUUAGCUAUAUACCAAUAGAACACCAGCAUGGUUGCGAAGGGAUUCACAGUGGAUUUAAACAAACCACUUGUUUUUCAGGUCGGUCACCUUGGGGAGUCUUAUCAGGAAUGGGUACACCAGCCCAUUGUCAGUAAGGAAGGCCCUCGUUUCUUUGAAAGUGACUUUUGGGAGAACCUGACCCUCACUGUGUGGUGGGCUAUCCCAACAAUUUGGCUUCCAGUUGUGUGCUGGUGCAUCUCCAAGUCUGUACGGAUGGGUCAUACGCUUCCGGAGAUAGUGAUGAUGGUGCUAUUUGGUAUCUUUAUUUGGACAUUGAUUGAAUACACUUUACACCGCUUCCUCUUUCACAUCAAAACUAAGAGUUAUUGGGGAAACACUAUUCAUUAUCUUCUUCAUGGCUGUCACCAUAAGCACCCUAUGGACGGCCUGCGUCUUGUUUUUCCUCCCACCGCAACUGCUAUUUUAUGUUUUCCGUUUUGGAAUUUGGUCAGGAUUUUUGCUACACCGUCCACUACUCCUGCUCUUUUUGGAGGUGGGCUAUUGGGAUAUGUGAUGUACGACGUGACCCACUACUAUUUGCAUCAUGGACAGCCUUCUAGUGAUGUACCAAAGCAUUUGAAGAGAUAUCACUUGAAUCAUCACUUCCGCAUUCAAGAUAAGGGCUAUGGAAUCACUUCAUCAUUGUGGGACAAGGUAUUUGGAACACUUCCGCCUCAAAAGUCUGCGAAAGAAUGUAAAUAAAAGAGUUCCAUCAUGACCCACAAGCAUCAUUAUUAGCAAUCAAACAUGAUCAUCUUUAUCAUUCAUCAUCUGAUUUAGCAUAGGACAGGCAGGAAAAAAUUUUGAUGCCUUCUGUUCGUGUUUGCGCAAACGAGUGAGGACUGAAUAAAUCUUUAUUAUCAAUUUAUUAUUUAUUUAUUUUAUGAAAAAAUGUUCAUAUGCACUGAAAUACUCCAUGUUGGAAGCUCGUAGGGAUCUCCAAUCUUGAAAUUGAUGUAGAGCAAAUUAGUUUAGUAAGUAGCCUAGGUCAAUUUGUUUGUUAACUGAGAGGUUAUAUUCAGUUCAGAUUUUAGACUAAUCAUGCUCCUCAUUUAUUUGUUAUUCUUUUGCAUUGAAUAAUGGUUGUUUGGGUUUUUGUA
Messenger RNA from Amaranthus tricolor (Joseph's coat), 1369 nucleotides. Its product is annotated as dihydroceramide fatty acyl 2-hydroxylase FAH1-like. The transcript has 7 exons. Gene Ontology annotation, biological process: fatty acid metabolic process; lipid biosynthetic process. Gene Ontology annotation, molecular function: iron ion binding; fatty acid 2-hydroxylase activity. The coding region runs from base 258 to 971 and encodes 237 amino acids. Gene Ontology annotation, cellular component: endoplasmic reticulum; membrane. Lineage: Eukaryota; Viridiplantae; Streptophyta; Magnoliopsida; Caryophyllales; Amaranthaceae. The record is from RefSeq and is a predicted model, not a curated record.